AUGGCCAAAACCCUCACUCCCAAGAAGGUUACCAAGCCCUCUUCUGCCCAAGGCACUCCCAGCAAGGCCACAAAGCCCAAGGACGCCAACAUCGACAAGGACCUCCUCUUUCUUUGGUCUUGUCUCAAGACUGCAGAAGUUCAAUUUGACUUCCCGGCAGUUGCUCAAGGCCUCGGCAUCAAGACCAAUGCCGCCCGUAUGCGCUACAUGCGUCUGAAAUCCAAGAUCGAAGCUAUGGACAACGAGGCACAGAAGGGCACUGCUAAGACUGAGCUUGAGGACAACGGCCAGCCUGAGAGCGAGAGCCACGAGCAGCGCAAGGUGAAGGAGGAGAUGGAGGAUGAUGAGGCAGCUCAGCUAUGA
Molecule: messenger RNA, 363 nt
Organism: Penicillium canescens
Lineage: Eukaryota; Fungi; Ascomycota; Eurotiomycetes; Eurotiales; Aspergillaceae
Exons: 2
Coding region: 1-363 (120 amino acids)
Source: RefSeq, a predicted model, not a curated record